Messenger RNA from Aspergillus glaucus CBS 516.65, 1230 nucleotides. RefSeq lists its product as uncharacterized. The transcript has a single exon. The record is from RefSeq and is a predicted model, not a curated record. NCBI's taxonomy places the organism in Eukaryota, Fungi, Ascomycota, Eurotiomycetes, Eurotiales, Aspergillaceae. Gene Ontology annotation, biological process: chromatin remodeling. The coding region runs from base 263 to 835 and encodes 190 amino acids. Gene Ontology annotation, cellular component: Ino80 complex.
AAAGACCGCAUCGGAGACGGACAGACUUGUCGGCUUUAACUCAGUUCUAGCUUUGAUUUGGAUGCUGUCAUACCUUUAAUCAAUUAACUCAAACAAAGUUUUGUUUGCAACUACGAACACUACUGUUUCUCCGGACAGCAGUGACAACCUCACCUCCGACCUACCGUACCAAACCUCCGCAUCCCUUCUCUACACCCAUCCCAUCCUACCUUUUUGCCUCCCAUACUCUAUCCAUCCUCCCACCCCAAAGAAAGACGGCACCAUGCCAAACCCAACCCCCGCCGAAACAGAAGCCCACCAAAAACUCCUCGACACCCUAGACAUCGCCCAAAUCCCCCGCCCCUUCCGCUCCUCCACCUGGCGCCCCUCGCAACGCCGCAACAAAAACGUCAAACAGCUCCUCUCCGAAAACUCCAGAAAAGAAGCCACCGCCUCAGUCCUAGCCACGCAAGCAAAUUCCGGCGCAACAACGCCCCUCCCACCGACCACCGGCACAGAGACACCUGCUGAAGGAGCACAGGGGGGAGAGAAUAUCGCGCAGGCAGCGCAGAACCUGUCAACCCUUGUGCUAGAGAAGAAUGCGAAUGCGCGCGCGAUGGCUGGUUUGGGAUCAGGACCGUCCGUGACGUGGACGAAUAUCGAGUCUGCGCCGUCGUUGCAUCCUGCGCAGCAGAAGCGGUAUUGUGAUAUUACGGGGUUGCCGGCUUCGUAUACGGAUCCGAAGACGAGGCUGAGGUAUCAUGAUAAGGAGGUGUUUGGGGUGAUUCGGUCGCUGGCACAAGGUGUGCCGGAGAGUUAUUUGGAGGUUAGGGGAGCGCAGGUUGUGCUCAAGUAGCCUAUCUACCGGUUCUGUUUUACGAGAAUAUCACGAUAACAAGUUGGGGCAUUUGCAAACUUAACAUUAAUGCUAAGCUAAUAAGAAGAAUGUACGAUCAACACAGUCAAGCCCUUUCCACCCACCAUGCCCCUUUCGAGACAGGCUCAAAGAAAACGCUCCGGCUUAUUCGUGACCUAAGAAAAAGAUUGCUCUUCGCCUUGUGCUUUGCACUCGACUAGUACCGAUGCUCCACCGAAUUGGAACAUCAGUUACAGCACACAGGGUGCUGUCGUCGCGGCGUUGUCUAUUGGGGGCUUUCAAUCGAACAUUGGGGGAUAAUAACUGUAAUGUUAGUCUAAUAAUGAAUGCCAUGCGCAUUUAGCAUCAUCCAAUUGAGCAAUCAUCAUCCUCAG